Molecule: messenger RNA, 952 nt
Organism: Melitaea cinxia (Glanville fritillary)
Lineage: Eukaryota; Metazoa; Arthropoda; Insecta; Lepidoptera; Nymphalidae
Exons: 6
Coding region: 1-906 (301 amino acids)
Cellular component (GO): membrane
Molecular function (GO): phosphatidylinositol bisphosphate binding
Source: RefSeq, a predicted model, not a curated record
AUGCCGGUCGUAGAAGCAUUUCCAGUAGAGAAGGAGUACGAGAAGAAUUCGGAUAUAUCUCCAGAGGACAUCAGAAAGCUGCGGGAGUGGCUGAAGACGCAGCCUCACAUGCCAGAAGAGUACAUAACAGAUCUAGAUCUCAUAUUACUUUUCUUCUGUUGCGAGAAGAGUGCUGAAGUCUCUAAGCAAGUUUUGGAUCUCCACUACACGCUCAGAACUCAUAUUAAUGCGUGGUUCCUGAACAGAGUAGCAGAUGAGAAGAUCAUACAAUGUAUGAAUUUAGUCUUAGUAACACCUCUCCCAACAUUCACAGCCGACGGUUACAAAGUGAUAUACGGUCGGUUAUUAGACGCAGACCCUAAAAAUUUCAACUUUAGUGAUGUCGUUCGCUUAGUCGGAAUGGUCUUCGAUUUAUACCAAUAUGCAGAAGGAACAUGGCCAGGACUCGUUGCUGUAAUAGACAUGGAUUUUGCUAGUAUGGGACAUAUAGCAAGGAUCGAUUUGUCGACAUUAAAACAGCUUGUAAUCUUCCACCAGGAAUGCAUGUUUACUAGAUUGAAAGAAGUGCACUUUGUAAACGCUCCUUACUUCAUGGAUCGAUUGAUGUCAUUAGUGAGAUUGUUCGCGAAGAAGUCGUUACUGGACAUGAUCAAAAUUCAUGAGCGAGGGUCAGAGUCCAUUUACGAAUACGUGCCGAAAAGUGCAUUCCCGAAAGAGUUAGGAGGAAACUAUAAGGAUAACAUUACUUUAAGAGAUGAAAUGAUACAACAUUUGAAAGAUAAUAAGCAGUACUUCGAAGAAGAAGGUCGAAAGCGUGUAAAUGAAUCAUUGCGUCUAAACGGGAAAACUAAUGUUGAGGAUUUGUUUGGUACACAGGGUAGUUUUAAGAAAUUGGAGAUUGAUUGAGUUUCUAAAUAUAUUUUUUUUAAUAAAAUUUUCCGUUUAAAAACUU